This is a messenger RNA of Cotesia congregata, 567 nucleotides long. The record is from the annotation of a GenBank genome assembly. Lineage: Eukaryota; Metazoa; Arthropoda; Insecta; Hymenoptera; Braconidae.
AUGUAUAUUGAUAAUAAUGAAUUGAAAUAUGAUGAGCAAAUAAUACUAUUUGAUUGUAUACUUGUUUGUUUUGCAGUUGUAUGCGGAGUUGGCGCAGAUGUGGCUUAUCAUCGACACAUCAUGGGUUAUUACGUUACAGUGGCGUCUGCUAUGAUUUUCUUCCUCGAGAUUACCUGGGCUAUCACGCUCUUCGUACAGAUAUGUUUUAGAAAUGAUGAAGCUUACUGCUCACGUUGCUGGUCGUACGUUUUGAAAAUGACAAAAGGCUGGAGACGAGCAUUGUUUUACCUUCCACUGUCGAGUAUUUUGGCAUGGAAACCGCACAACUUGUGGCUCUCUUUUGUAGCCGCUGGGCUCUUAGCUGCUCUGUCGUUACUGCAUAUCAUCUCGAGCUUACUGAGUCAGCGAACCCUUAAUCGGCCAAAUAAUGAUUCAAUGGGAGAGAGACUUUUGAACGCACGGCCUGAAAUUUACGAUCGAUUUGAAGAAGUCUUGGUAACAGAAGUAUUGGACGAUGGAGUCGGAGGACCAACUGGAAGAUUAGGUGACAGCGAUGGAGAAAUAUGA